Molecule: messenger RNA, 1936 nt
Organism: Bombina bombina (fire-bellied toad)
Lineage: Eukaryota; Metazoa; Chordata; Amphibia; Anura; Bombinatoridae
Gene: SMYD2
Product: SET and MYND domain containing 2
Exons: 12
Coding region: 111-1403 (430 amino acids)
Cellular component (GO): nucleus
Molecular function (GO): protein binding; histone methyltransferase activity; protein-lysine N-methyltransferase activity
Source: RefSeq, a predicted model, not a curated record
GUGUCUGGAUGUCUCGGGGUGACGCGGAUACAUUAAUAGCAGCUCACUAGCGCAGCGGCCUUACUGUGACACUCACACAUCGGCUUAGUCUGUACUGUAGCCCCUGCAACAUGGCACCCGCAGAAGAUAUCGAACGGUUUGUCAGCCCUGGGAAAGGCAGGGGAAUGCAGGCUCUCCGGGACUUUAAGCUCGGUGAGUUGCUCUUCUCCUGCCCGGCCUACACCAGCGUGCUGACCGUGAACGAGAGGGGUAAUCACUGCGAUUACUGCUUUACCAGGAAAGAAGGUUUGUCAAAAUGUGGCAAAUGCAAACAGGCCUUCUAUUGCAACGUGGAUUGUCAGAAGGGAGAUUGGCCAAUGCACAAGCUGGAGUGUUCUGCUAUGUGUGCCUUUGGACAAAACUGGAAUCCCUCAGAAACUGUAAGGCUGACUGCAAGGAUACUAGCCAAGCAGAAAACGCAGACAGGAAGAACAGAGUCGGAGAGGUUACUGACAGUUAAGGAGUUUGAAGCACAUCUUGACAAACUGGACAAUGAAAAGAAAGAGCUCAUCCAGAAUGACAUAGCAGCCUUGCAUCAUUUUUACUCCAAGAAUUUGCACUAUUCUGAUAACGUUGCUCUUGAGCUUCUCUUUGCACAAGUUAACUGCAAUGGCUUUACAAUUGAAGAUGAAGAGCUUUCUCACUUAGGAUCAGCUAUUUUUCCAGAUGUUGCACUGAUGAAUCACAGCUGCUGCCCCAAUGUAAUUGUCACAUACAGAGGAACAACUGCUGACGUGCGGGCGGUGCAGGAGAUUUCUGCCGGAGAUGAGGUUUUCACAAGUUACAUCGAUUUGUUGUAUCCCACAGAAGAUCGCAAUGACAGACUUAAAGAUUCCUAUUUUUUCACAUGCGAUUGUAAGGAGUGUUCGACAAAGCAAAAGGAUGCAGCAAAAAUGGAGAUACGCAAACUGAGCGAUGCGCCCAGUCCCCAUGCUGUACGAGAUAUGAUCAAAUAUGCUCGCAAUGUUGUUGAAGAAUUUCGUAGGGCGAAGCAUUACAAAACUCCUAGUGAGCUGUUGGAGAUCUGUGAACUCAGUAUGGAUAAGAUGGGAACAAUUUUUGAGGAGAGCAAUGUUUACAUGUUACAUAUGAUGUACCAAGCCAUGGGUGUCUGCCUUUACACACAAGACUGGGAAGGAGCUCUCAAAUAUGGGGAAAAAAUAAUCAAACCGUACAGUAAGCACUACCCAUCGUAUUCCUUGAAUGUUGCAUCCAUGUGGCUGAAACUUGGCAGGCUUUAUAUGGGCCUGGAGAGGAAAAAUGCUGGUACAAAAGCGUUAAAGAAGGCUCUUGCUAUAAUGGAAAUCGCUCACGGUCCAGAUCAUCAUUACAUGUCUGAGAUAAAGAAGGAAUUAGAACAGUAGAUGGAUCUAUUCAACACCUCCAUAUAAACAAUCAUUCAGGAAUGGAAUUGCUCUACAUGGAAUGUAGCUUAACCUAAUGGAGUCCAACAACUGGUUUAUUUAUAUUUUUGCUCUUCAAUAUUUAUUUGGAAAGACUCUUGAUGAUGAACUUUAAAAAGUGCUUGAGGAGUUUUUUUUUUUUUAAAUUGUUUCCAGAACGGGACCUGAAACUCUGCUUGUCCAUUUAAGUUUAUUGAAACUACAAAACUAAUGAUUGUUGGAUACCUCUUGUUGGCCUGCUUGAUGUUCAUAUUUGGGCUCCUGAAUGAAUGCAGCUUUUCCGUGCUAUGACAGGAUCUGAAAUGUGUGUUUCUUUUUUUCAUGCACUUCUUUAUGGUUUGUUUGGAUGAAAUGGUUUUGUUUUCUUUUAGAUUAAAUGCUUCUGCUUUUAUGCAAGCCUGCAAUGAAAUUCUACCAAAGUCUACCUGUAAGUUUUAUUUUAAAAAAAUGCUAACACCGUAAUGUAGUAGUAAUAAUAAAAUCACUUUAAAGUG